CGUACCACCGGAACUGGAGGCGGAGGCUGCCUAUGGAGCUUGAAACCGGGAUACGCGUAGCUUCUUCCUGCGGAGAGGAUUGUAGAAGACCACAAUGUUUACCAACUGGAGGAUUUUUGCAGUGAAUCGUCAGAAAACGUUCAGUGUGCACAUUCAUACCAUGUGUUACUGUAAAAUAAAAGCAAAUUUUAAAAGAUCAAAGACUCAGGUGCCUCUUACAAGAAACUACAGUUCCCCACCAGGCGUUGUAGGAAAUGAAGUCAAAUCUCUUCAUUCCAUCAUUAACCCCCCUGUGGCCAAAAUCCGUAAUAUUGGAAUUAUGGCCCAUAUUGACGCAGGCAAAACCACCACCACAGAGAGGAUUUUGUACUAUUCCGGAUACACAAGAUCACUGGGAGAUGUUGAUGAUGGGGACACAGUGACGGAUUUCAUGGCUCAAGAGCGAGAAAGGGGCAUUACUAUCCAAUCAGCAGCCGUGACUCUUGACUGGAAAGGGUAUAGAGUCAAUCUGAUUGAUAUGCCAGGUCACGUAGACUUUACUCUGGAGGUUGAGCGCUGCUUGAGGGUGUUGGAUGGUGCGGUGGCCGUGUUCGAUGCCUCUGCUGGUGUAGAGGCUCAGACUCUCACUGUAUGGAGGCAAGCUGACAAACACAAGAUACCCCGGAUCUGCUUUCUAAACAAGAUGGACAAGACUGGAGCAAGUUUUAACUAUGCAGUUGAAAGCAUCAGGGAGAAGUUAAAGGCAAAGCCCCUGAUUUUACAGCUGCCAAUUGGGGAAGCCAGGACUUUCCAAGGAGUGGUGGAUGUGGUAAACAGAGAAAAGCUUAUUUGGAACUCAGACUCUGACGACGGAAAAGACUUCGAGAGAAAGCCCCUCUCAGAAGCGAGCGAUCCGACAUUGCUAAAGGAGACAGUCGAAGCAAGGAACUCCCUAAUUGAACAAGUUGCAGAUCUAGAUGAUGAAUUUGCUGACUUGGUUUUAGGUGAAUUUAGUGAAGAUUUUGAUUUGGUGCCAGCUGAAAAGCUACAGGCUGCAAUACAUAGAGUGACACUGGCUCAGGCUGCAGUGCCCGUGCUGUGUGGGAGUGCCUUGAAAAACAAGGGCGUUCAGCCCCUGCUGGAUGCUGUGACCACUUACCUGCCAUCACCUGAGGAGCGUGAGCACGGGUUUCUGCAGUGGUAUAAAGGAGACUUGUGUGCACUGGCAUUUAAAGUGCUGCAUGAUAAACAGCGAGGACCCCUGGUUUUCCUGCGCAUUUACUCGGGUACACUGACGCCCCAGUCGGCUAUCCAUAACGUUAAUAGAAACUGCACGGAAAGAAUGAGUCGUCUGCUUCUGCCAUUUGCUGACCAACAUGUAGAGAUCCCUUCCCUGACGGCUGGUAACAUUGCUUUGACAGUUGGGCUUAAACAGACUGCCACUGGAGACACCAUAGUCUCGUCCAAGUCUAGCGCUUUAGCUGCAGCUCGCAGAGCCGGAAGAGGAGAGAGGAAGCCUGGAAGGAGCAGUGAGGCAGAGAGUGUACUGUUGGCCGGCGUGGAGAUCCCAGAGCCUGUCUUCUUCUGCACCAUAGAACCCCCGUCAGCUGCUAAGCAGCCAGAUUUGGAUCAUGCCUUGGAACACCUUCAGCGUGAAGACCCCAGUUUGAAAGUCAAACUUGACCCUGACUCUGGACAAACUGUCCUGUGUGGUAUGGGGGAGUUACAUAUUGAGAUUAUUCAUGACCGUAUCAGGAGGGAGUAUGGCCUAGAGACCUACCUAGGACCUCUGCAGGUGGCAUACCGGGAAACCAUCUUAAACUCAGUUCGUGCCACAGAUACCCUUGAUAGAGUGCUAGGAGACAAGCGGCAUUUUGCGAGAGCAGAGCUGGAAGUCCGGCCAGCAGAAGAGCCGUGUGGUGUGGCCACGAUUGAGUACGCUGACUCUGUGGGUGAAGACCUGCUGCAGGCCCCUCGGGAGGACAUUGAAAGUGCUGUCCACAGUGCAUGCCUCCAAGGACCUUUACUUGGAUCCCCAAUCCAGGAUGUGGCAGUGACACUACACUCACUGAUGAUUCAUCCUGGCACCUCCACAACUAUGGUCACUGCCUGCAUCUCACGGUGUGUACAGAAGGCCCUGAAGAAAGCUGACAAGCAGGUGCUGGAACCUCUGAUGAGUCUUGAGGUCACAGUGAGUAGAGAGUACCUCAGCCCUGUCCUGGCAGAUUUGGCACAAAGAAGAGGGAACAUUCAGGAAAUUCAGACUCGCCAAGACAACAAAGUUGUUCUAGGAUUUGUUCCUUUAGCAGAAAUUAUGGGAUAUUCAACUGUGCUUCGAACCCUGACAUCAGGCUCAGCUACUUUUGCCUUGGAGCUGUCUACUUAUCAAGCCAUGAGUCCACAAGACCAAAGGACUCUGCUCAGCCAGAGAAGUGGUUUGGCCCGUGCGCUGUAGGCCCUUGGAAACGGGGAAAGCUGGGGCACGUGCCAGCUUUAUUCUCAGUGAGAAUGCUGUUCUAUUAACUGGCUGGUAAACUGCUGCUUCGCCCUGUGGAAAGAACUUGAACGAGACGUGGAAGAAUGGCAUUGGAGCUGCCAUCCUAAGACUGUUGAACCUGCUCUGCUGUAACGAACCACGGCUGGGCCCUGGUUGUCUCUCACCUCUCUGGUGCGCUGAUAGAAUAACCUGAUCAGGGCAGCUUAUAAAAGGGUUUCCUUUCUCCACAGGAAGCUGAGAGAGUCCUUCUUUAACCUCAAGCACACAGUAGAGUAGAUGUAGGGCCAGGCAGUGAAUUCUCCAAGUUCACUUAGGGAUGAACUUCCUCAGGCAAGGCUACGCCACCUAAACUCCCCCAACAGCACGCUCCCUGGGAACCAAGAGUCUUUUGCCUACAUGGAGGCCUGGUGCCUGUGGAGGUCAGAGUAGAUGUUAUGCCCUCCCCCCACCCCCGGAACUGGAAUUAUGGUGUGGUUAUGAAGAACUGAACUCUGGUCCUCUGCAAGAACAAGUGUUCUUAAAUACUUGAGCCUUCUUUCUGGCCCAGCAUUUCUCAUUUAACCAUUGCAGUGAUGAGAGUACCAUGCAGUGCUGGAGUUCUGUGUAGUAGUGCAAAGCUUUUUCUUUUAUUUUUUUUAAGCUGCUCACAUAAAAGAUGUCAGUAUUCAGUGUUUGAUUCAGAUAUAGAAAGAUUCAAUCAAUAAAAAGAUGGUUUAUUUAAAAAA
Messenger RNA from Rattus rattus (black rat), 3201 nucleotides. It is a transcript of the gene Gfm2, whose product is annotated as GTP dependent ribosome recycling factor mitochondrial 2. Lineage: Eukaryota; Metazoa; Chordata; Mammalia; Rodentia; Muridae. Gene Ontology annotation, biological process: ribosome disassembly; mitochondrial translation. Gene Ontology annotation, cellular component: mitochondrion. The coding region runs from base 95 to 2434 and encodes 779 amino acids. The record is from RefSeq and is a predicted model, not a curated record. The transcript is spliced from 21 exons. Gene Ontology annotation, molecular function: GTP binding; translation elongation factor activity; GTPase activity.